Messenger RNA from Aegilops tauschii subsp. strangulata, 1555 nucleotides. RefSeq names its product peroxidase 5. Gene Ontology annotation, molecular function: peroxidase activity; heme binding. NCBI's taxonomy places the organism in Eukaryota, Viridiplantae, Streptophyta, Magnoliopsida, Poales, Poaceae. The record is from RefSeq and is a predicted model, not a curated record. Gene Ontology annotation, biological process: response to oxidative stress; hydrogen peroxide catabolic process.
GCCCGCCUACAAAACCGGCCUCCGCUCCCACCUGGACUCGCACCGAUUUCUCCUCGUCUCCAUCCUUAACCAGGAAGAUAGCAUCGCCAUCCCACAGAUUAGAUAGCGCCACCGCAAAGUUGCUGCUGCUGCUAUAUAGUAUCUCUUGCGGCCUCCAGGCUCCAGCGUCGAGGAUUAAUUGCCGCCGGCUUAAGGAAGCAAGACCUGAUCGACGGCCAUCCAGGGAGCUAGGCCAGGGAUACACAUACAUGGAGGCGCCGGCGGCCAGAGGAGGAGAGCGAAUGCGGCUGCGGGUAGUGGCGGUGGUGGUGGUGCUGGCGAUGGCGGCGGCGACGGCGCGGGCGCAGCUGCAGGUCGGGUACUACGACACGCUGUGCCCGGCGGCGGAGAUCAUCGUGCAGCAGGAGGUCAGCAAGGGCGUCUCCGGCAGCCCCGGCACCGCCGCCGGCCUCCUCCGGCUCCACUUCCACGACUGCUUCGUCAGGGGGUGCGACGGGUCGGUGCUGCUGGACUCGACGCCGGGCAACCAGGCGGAGAAGGACGCGGCGCCCAACUCGAGCCUGCGGGGGUUCGAGGUGAUCGACGCGGCCAAGACGCGGCUGGAGCAGGCCUGCUACGGCGUCGUCUCCUGCGCCGACGUGCUCGCCUUCGCCGCCAGAGACGCCCUCGCCCUGGUCGGAGGCAGCUCGUACCAGGUGCCGGCCGGGCGACGAGACGGCAACGUCUCCGUGGCGGGGGAGACCAACGGGAACCUGCCGCCGCCGACCGCCAACGUGAACCAGCUCAACCAGAUCUUCGGCUCCAAGGGCCUCUCCCAGGCCCAGAUGGUCGCGCUCUCAGGGGCGCACACGGUGGGGAUGGCGCAGUGCAGCUCCUUCAGCAGCCGGCUCUACUCGUACGGGACCAACGGCGGCAAGGACCCCAGCAUGGACCCGGCCUACCUGGCCACCCUGAGCACGCAGUGCCCGCAGUCCGGCGCCAGCCAGCCCGUGGCCAUGGACCCCGUCACCCCCAACACCUUCGACACCAACUACUACGCCAACGUCGCCGCCAACCGCGGCCUGCUCGCCUCCGACCAGGCGCUCCUCGCCGACAACAGCACCGCCGCGCAGGUCCUCGGCUACACCACCAGCCCCGGCACCUUCCAGACCGACUUCGCCAGUGCCAUGGUGGCCAUGGGCGCCAUCGGCGUGCUCACCGGCAACCAAGGCACCAUCAGGACCAACUGCAGGGUCGUCGGCUAGCUGCUCGUCCAUCAGGAACCUGAACUGAAUUUGGUUCUAGUAUAGAGUGUAAGAAGCUGUUUGAUCAUCCGUUUGGUCGAUCUGUACUAGCUAGCUAGCUUAGCUUAGCCCGACCGUCCUCUCUCUUCUUCUUCUUCAUCUUGCAGCAUACUUUCUUUCUCUGCUUUUGUAUUCUCUUGAUUAGCCUCUGUAUGUAUGUAUUACUAUCUAGCAACUGGACUGGGAACUGUAUGUAAUGACAUGAUCACAGCAUGAUUGGGUUGGGUACCAAUGUACCAAUAUACAGUGCUUAAUAAAAACCUAUACUACUA